Cryptosporidium muris RN66 is the source of this 405-nucleotide messenger RNA. RefSeq names its product 2Fe-2S ferredoxin, putative. Gene Ontology annotation, cellular component: mitochondrion. The record is from RefSeq and is a predicted model, not a curated record. NCBI's taxonomy places the organism in Eukaryota, Apicomplexa, Conoidasida, Eucoccidiorida, Cryptosporidiidae. Bases 1 to 405 code for a protein of 134 amino acids. The transcript is spliced from 4 exons. Gene Ontology annotation, biological process: P450-containing electron transport chain. Gene Ontology annotation, molecular function: 2 iron, 2 sulfur cluster binding.
AUGAAUUUUUCUUCUGUAUAUGAGAAAUCUUGGACAGAUCCAACGAUUCCUAAGGUAAACAUUACAUUUAUUUUAAAAAGUGGUGAAGAGAGAACUUUUAAGACACCUGUUGGAGUACUAUUACUUGAAGCAGCUCAACACUUCAACUUAGAUAUUGAAGGUGCAUGCGAAGCUUCCUUAGCUUGUUGUACUUGCCAUGUAAUAUUGGAUCAAAAGACAUAUGAUUUGAUACCUCCCCCAUGUGAAAGAGAAGAGGACAUGCUUGAUCUAGCACCGCAGCUCUGUGAAACAUCAAGGUUAUCAUGUCAAAUUGUAGUAGAUAAGAAUUUAGAGGGCUGUAAAAUUACUCUUCCACAAAUAACCAGGAAUUUCUAUGUAGAUGGGUUUAAACCAUCACCCCAUUAA